Messenger RNA from Darwinula stevensoni, 942 nucleotides. NCBI's taxonomy places the organism in Eukaryota, Metazoa, Arthropoda, Ostracoda, Podocopida, Darwinulidae. The record is from the annotation of a GenBank genome assembly.
AUGGCCAACUACAUGCAGCAGGCGUUCAUGAACGCACGCGUCUACACGCUCCUGGCCCUCUCGGUGACGCUAUACCACACGCUGACAACGUGGGUCUCCAUCCCGCAGAUCAACAACACGUGCAUAAGGGUCAUCCUGCCGUGCAUCUGGGUCUUCUCGCUCGUCGUCAACCUUCCGUUUGCCAUAUAUUUCAAUAUUAACGAGAAGCAGGCUUGCUCGGAGAAGUGGUCGUCAGAGAAACUUGGGAAGAUCUACUUCGUUUCCGCCCAACUCUUCAUGUGCUAUUUCUUCCCCUUGGUCAUCAUGUCCAUUUGCUACGGGAGGAUCCGGCGCUUCUUGCCCAAAGUCAAACACGACAGUGUCCGUUCGCGAUGCCCGUGCGGCAUAAGACGCGGCUGGGGUAGGAAUGGUUCGGAGCGGAUGAUACAUGUGCAUUGGGUCAAGAUUCUCCGAGUGAUGAUCGUCGUCUUUUUCCUCUCCUGGCUUCCACUCCUCAGUUUCGCCGUCCUGGUGAAGUUCGUCGAGCAGGACGUCUUCGACGGCAAGAUCGACCUGCUCGACCACAUCCGACCGCUGCCUCGAUGGUUGGCCGACACGACCAGCUACGUCAAUCCUAUCAUUUAUGCCUAUUUCAAGCGAAACUUCCGCGAGGGUUACAUUAUCAUCAUCCUCGAGGAGUGUUUCAAAGGGAAGAGCUUCUUCGGACCGCUGAAACUCGACAUCGAGAGACGGCCCAACAACCAACAUCGGUUCCUGAGCCGUUAUAACACCAGCGUUCGCAACGGAUUGAUGCCGUCGGAGUCACUGACUAUCCCUCCGGAGCCUCCCAAGCGCGACUGCCGUCCCGAGAAGGACUGUUACUCGUCACCCGGUUUCCUAGUGGUAAAGGUGUCGGCGUUAGUGAAUGAACCAGCUGGCCACAAGGCAAUGGAGGCACAGUGA